Messenger RNA from Acanthosepion pharaonis, 627 nucleotides. The record is from the annotation of a GenBank genome assembly. Lineage: Eukaryota; Metazoa; Mollusca; Cephalopoda; Sepiida; Sepiidae.
AUGUAUCUAUCUAUCUAUCUACUGUAUGUUUCUUUAUUUCUUUCUUUAUUUCUUUCUAUCUAUCUAUCUAUCUAUCUAUCUAUCUAUCUACUAUUUUCUAUCGAUAUAUCUAUCGCACUCUUUUUUUAUCUAUCUAUCUAUCUAUCUAUCUAUCUAUCUAUCUAUCUAUCUAUCUAUCUACUGUAUGUUCCUUUCUUUCAAUCUACCUAUCUAUCUGCUAUCUUCUAUCGAUCUAUCUAUCGCAAGUCAUGUUUAACUAUCGUAGUCUUUAUCUAUCUAUCUAUCUAUCUAUCUAUCUAUCUAUCUAUCUAUCUAUCUAUCUAUCUAUCUAUCUAUCUAUCUAUCUAUCUAUCUAUCUAUCUCAGUAUAUUCCUAUCUAUCUACUAUGUAUCUAUCUAUCUCAGCAUUACAUUAUCUAUCCCAGCCUGUUCCUAUCUAUCUAUCUAUCUAUCUAUCUAUCUAUCUAUCUAUCUAUCUAUCUAUCUAUCUAUCUAUCUCAAUAUGUUCCUUUCUUUCUUAAUCUGUUCCUAUAUAUCUGUCUAUCUAUGUGGCUAUCGGUAUAUUCCUAUCUAUCUAUCUAUCUAUCUAUCUAUCUAUCUCUAUCUAUCUAUCUAUCUGCCUGCUUAA